Molecule: messenger RNA, 3198 nt
Organism: Solenopsis invicta (red fire ant)
Lineage: Eukaryota; Metazoa; Arthropoda; Insecta; Hymenoptera; Formicidae
Gene: geko
Exons: 4
Coding region: 2031-2534 (167 amino acids)
Source: RefSeq, a predicted model, not a curated record
UAAUAAUAUAUUUUAGCAUUUAAAAAAUUUAUUUAAAAGCAUUCAGAAUAAAGGAAACUGAGUUAGAAAAGCAAGCUUAAAUUAUCUUGUCUAUUCGUGCUAAACUACUAUCAGGUUUACCAGGUCGUACACUUUCAUUUGGGGACGAAAGUAUUUAAUUAGCAUAAGCAUGUUAAAAUCAACACGCAACUGGAAAGCUUGCUACAUAUGCCAAUCUUUCGAUUUAACAAUCCGCUGUACCUAUUACUUAUCCACUGACGUUAUCAUCAUUCUGCUCCGAUUGCCACGGUUCAAUUGAGUUUCCUUAUUUUCACACAGUAUCUCGAAACGAAUAGCAUACAUCACGUUUAUACACAGAAUUCAAUGCAGGGAAAAUGAUUUUUUUCUUGCUUGAAAAAUUAAUGAAAAUGUAACUUUCACCAAUUAAAAUAAAUGUAUAUACCUUGUUUUUAUUUGUCCACUCUGGAUUCAUUUCCUAUUAAAAUAGUACCUACUAUAUAUGUAUAUAUAAUAAAUUUUUUUCUCUUUGAAAGUCCGAUGAAUAGUUUUAACUCGAUUCUUUGGUAACAGAUAUAUUGUUUCACUUACACCACACAAGAAAUGCUUUUUUUUUCAUGCUUAUCGUAAUUAUUGCGACUUUAAAAAGAAGUAUGUUACGAUAGGUACUUCCAGCAGAAUAUAAUUAGUACUAAACUAGCACGUUUUCUCAUGCUACCCGCCUCGUUCGAGCCGCAGAACUGCAAGCCAUCGAAACUCGUGGACUUGCGAGCGAUCGGCCAACUUUCACUGACGACUCGUUAGGUUCGCCGCCGUGGUUUCGAGUCAUUCACAGUCAUUCCGCGACUUCGACGGACCGCGGUAGCGCUGCCCGUAUUUCUCUCUACAUUGGAGAAGGUAAACUGUCACUCCCAAGUGCGCGUUCAGUGAUAGUUCGAUAACAACACGUAGUGAUACGUUUGCAAGUUCUAUGUUUCGUGCAGGAUGUUUUCCCAGUUUUUGCGGAAUAUUAUUGCGAGCUCGUUUCGCACAAACGUCUUCUAGUGACAGUGAUAUUCGACGUCCAGCAUUUCAUCCAGAUAUUUUUCACGGUGAAACCUUCGAUUGUGCGUAAUGGAGAGACAGAGAAAAUUUGUUGCAGCCACGUAACAUAUACAAUCGUAGAACCAGCGCGUGAUACUGAGCUACGAUCCAUGGAUUUCGAUUUACGCGUGAUUUGAUUUAGCGAGCGAGUUGGAACGCGCGUGUGAUUUUCGACGUCGACAUUCGGGAAUUGAUCGUCCGCUCGUCGGUUAAUUGCCUUCCAAAAUUUCGCGCACGUUGGUGUGCGAUUUAACUGGCAAAUCGUAUCGUUUGCGAGAUACGGGAAUACCGCGCUACGCGCGCGAAUUAUAAUUGGUGACGUCAUCCGCAAAUGCGAACCACUUCGGAAGUGAGUUUCAACGCCACUCCCGCUCGACGACUGUGUUACAGCUCGCUGAGAGAGGUCUCGCGUCGUUUGCGUCCUAUUUCCCAAGACAAGGGAGCAGUAGAAGGAGAAAUCCCGUUACAAUUUCGCCAGUCGUUUCCGCGAAACUCCCAUGCACUAGAAGUGCAUUCGACGAUACAAAAGAGUCGACGGGUUCGAAGCGGCUGCAGCUCUCAAGAAGGAGCUUUGUCACUUUGAAUGAAAGUAAGACGGACAUCGUAAGAGGAUUUAGCUUUAUUGCUGCAGUGAAUCUUGAAAAAAGUGAAAAUUAACGGAAAGUAAGAGUCUUUCUUCUCUUUCGAGAGAGAGGGAGAGAGAGAGAGAGAGAGAGAGAAAGAGAAAGGAAGAGAAACAGAAGGAGAGUUGUGACCGCCUGGCCGCCCGCGAGUCCAGGGACAGGUAUUUGUUUGGACGAUCACGCGUAACGCAUGUAAUUCUCUACCUCUGUGGAUUUGUACUGUACCUCUGUUAUUUUAUCAGGCUUGUGCCUGAUAAAAUUGCCAGAGAGAAUUGACAAGAAAUUAUCUCUAGUCCAACACCACACUAAAAAACAAAAAACACCGAUAUGGAUACCAGUACAGUACGCUUGGUGAUAUUUUUGGGCAUGUUUUUGAUUUUCGCCGGCGAUUAUAGCACGUUAAUCGCCUCGAUCUUCGGUAACACGACGGAAAAAAAUAUAACUGAUGCUAUAAAAGAACCCGAACUCAAAGGGCCUCACGAUAAGAUACCUGUUGUUUCGAACAAAGGCGUCGAUAAGAAUAACGUUGCUCUACGUCGUGCAAAGAUGAUGGCGACGAUCAAAACUGCUUGCUUGCCAAAGUUAAUAUGCGAACUCACCAAGUCCGUUCACCAAGACCAACUGAGUGAAAUGGAGCGAUCUCUAUUGAAUCUUAUAAGAGAUACAAGUCUAAGCACCAUGGCGGAAGUGCCAUCGAGAUAUCACUUCGCGGCUCACAUGGGUCAACUGAUUUCUGGUAUAGAAGGUCAGGGCUGUCAUAACUUUUACCCGACGUGUCCGUUGCCGGGCAUCAGCGUUCUGAACAUGAUGAAGAAGGUUCGUCUACGCUGAUGAAUCGCAACUGUCGGAAUCGACGAUUAUUGAACCUGUGAUACUGUGAAUACUUUUAUUUUAUUCGCGCUCGACGAAUUAUCAUUAACAUCAUAGGAAUUCAAUUCGUGCAAUGAUGAAACACGUUUCUGACGAUGCAACAUGCAAACGAUGCGCAAGCUUUAGUGAUAAUUACUGACAAUGUCCUGCGAACAUUUGAAAUCUUGUCUAAAUCGUAAAAUAAAAAUUCUAGUUUGUAUAACAUAGAUUGAAAACAUAGAUUGUUGAGAUUAUCAAUUGUUGAGAUUACCAAUUAUUGAAAUUAUUAAAAAUAUAAGAUAAUAUUGAUAUAUGAUUUUUUUAAUCUCAAAAAGUUAUUCUGUUAGACUUUACAAUCAAUCAAUAUGUAAUUAUUUACUUUUUAUGUUUAAAUACUGAUGUAUGUAUCCACAUUCGUACUCAAUAUAACUAUUUAUUUAUUUGUUAUUAAAUAUUCAUAUCUCGUUUAUAUUUAUUUACAUUUGAUAGAAUUUAUUUUCAGUAUUUUGGAAAUCUCUAAUGUCAAAAAUUCAUUCGUACAUACAUCCAUUUAUUUUUAUAAAUCUAUAUUGUUAAAAUUGUAUUGUACUGUAUAUAUUAUCGCGUUUAUUUUAAAUAAAAAAUAUACUAUAUUAUAACUUGCAAA